Eublepharis macularius is the source of this 1483-nucleotide messenger RNA. RefSeq names its product protein phosphatase 1 regulatory inhibitor subunit 14B (gene PPP1R14B). The coding region runs from base 665 to 1078 and encodes 137 amino acids. Gene Ontology annotation, cellular component: cytoplasm. Gene Ontology annotation, biological process: innate immune response; regulation of phosphorylation. The record is from RefSeq and is a predicted model, not a curated record. The transcript has 4 exons. Lineage: Eukaryota; Metazoa; Chordata; Lepidosauria; Squamata; Eublepharidae. Gene Ontology annotation, molecular function: protein serine/threonine phosphatase inhibitor activity.
ACAAAGGGGCCGUCCCCGGGGGAGCGAAAACGGAUCGGAACCGGGCUCUGGCUGGCUUCGGAGCGCUGGAAGGGGAGUGAAGCCACCUCCCCGGGAGGAAGGGUUGGGCGGACAGCGAAACCGGUUUCCAGCGUUGGAAGAAGGGGAAAGAAGAAACAAGAGGAGGAGUUUGGAGUCCGGUUCUGAUUCGGUGCCAACUCUCUUUCUCUCUGCCCCUUUGCAAGAGGAGGCAAGAUCUCGAUCCGUUUUGCACGUGGUUUCGGGCAAGGGAAAGGAAGAGCAGAAGGGGGGGAGACUCGUCCGUGCUCCUUGGCCAGUUCGGUGACUCCUGAGAUUCGGUCCUGGUCCGGUUCGGGACAGGCAAGGAGGAGGACGCGCUUUCCCUCUGGUUUCCCAUUGAAAAAAACCCUGAGCCGAGGAAGCGAGAAAAGAAAGCCGACCCGAUUCUGGUGCCGGUUCGGUUCUGAAGACCCACUAGGAGGGGCGGACGAUCCGAUUUCGGAUAGCACGUGGCGCCGGUUCGGGAAAAGGAAAGAUCUCCCCGUACAAGCCCAGGAACAAAACCAGAAAGCGGAGCCACUCCUUUCCCCCUCCUUUCUCCCGCUCCUCCUUUCUCUUCUUUCUUUCUUUCUUUCUUUGGCGCUCCGGUUCCGAUCCGGUUCGCAUGGCGGCCCCUUGCAGCCCGGAGAGCGGCCCGGCGGCCACAGGGGGGACGGGGCCCCGGGUAUAUUUCCAAAGCCCCCCAGCGGGAGAAACGGGCGCGGAGGAAGAGGAGGGCCCGGUGCGGCGCCAGGGCAGAGUGACUGUGAAAUACGAUCGCAAAGAGCUCCGUAAGAGGCUCCACUUGGAGGAAUGGAUCCUGGAACAGCUGACGGUGCUCUACGACUGCCAGGAAGAAGAGAUCCCAGAGUUAGAAAUUGAUGUGGAUGAAUUGCUGGACAUGGAAAGUGACGAAGCUCGCAGCGCCAGGGUGAAGGAACUCCUGGUUGACUGUUACAAGCCCACAGAGGUAUUUGUAGCAGACUUGUUAGAUAAGAUCCGUGGGAUGCAGAAAUUAAGCACUCCGCAGAAGAAGUGAAUUGAGAAUAGGGAUCUUCUACCACUGCGCCUCCUCCCUUCCACGUGGAGGUUGUUAUUGAAACUCUGCUCUUUGAGGGGGGAGGGUACUCUCACGACGGACCGGGAGGCUGGUGGAGAAUCAGUUAUUGCCCCCCUAUGAAAGAGAGGGGAGACUCUCUUUUUUGGGGAUGCUUUGAUAAUCAAAACCAUCUGGACACCUUUUUUAGCAAUAUCAACCUGUACCUAAUGUUCUUCCCUCCGGUUGUGUGUUUGGGAGAGGAGGGAGAGUAUACACCGUGUGAGGUGGGAGAGAGGAGACGGGGGGGGGGGAAGAGGGUAGGAUCUUGAAUUUUUUUUUAGAAUGUUUGAGGUUUUUUUUUAAUUGUGUUUUUAUAUAAAUUUAAUAAAGAUGCUUUGAGAAGAA